AUGGUAGUAAUAAUAAUAACAAUAAAUAAUAGCAACAAUAAUAACAAUAAUGAUAGCAAUAAUAACGAUAAUAACAACAAUAAUAGUAAUAAUGAUAACAAUGGUAAUAAUAGUAACAAUAAUAAUGACAAUAAUGGUAAUAAUAAUGACGAUAAUAACAAUAAUAGUAAUAAUGUAAUAGUAAUGUGA
Loa loa (African eye worm) is the source of this 189-nucleotide messenger RNA. RefSeq lists its product as hypothetical. Bases 1 to 189 code for a protein of 62 amino acids. The record is from RefSeq and is a predicted model, not a curated record. NCBI's taxonomy places the organism in Eukaryota, Metazoa, Nematoda, Chromadorea, Rhabditida, Onchocercidae. The transcript has a single exon.